AGCGUGGAGCUGCCGUGGGUUUGUUGCCGGAGGUCGAGCGCGUCGCGAGGCCAAUGCUUGGUUUCUGCGCGCGGUCGUAGGAGCGGGGGGUCACACCGGGCUCCGGAAGCCGCGCGCUCAUCCUGGAUACCGCCUCCUGAGCCUCGCGCGCCGCCGUCGGGUGAGAAGCGCGAGAGAAGCCGCCGCCAGUCCGUGGGCCUCAACGCAAUCGGCUGGACCCUCUCUGUCAACACGGCCGCGGUUAGCGGCGUAGCAGUUCGGCGUCGUCAGGUUUUACCACUGUUCGAGAUGAAGAGGAAAGGGCGGCAGCAGCGAGGGCCGACGCAGCCGCCACGGCCCGCCUCGCCCAUCCGGCCCUCGCCCAAUCGCGAGACCCUGACGUAUGCGCAGGCGCAGCGCAUGGUGGAGCUGGAGAUGGAGGGCCGCGUGCACCGCAUCAGCAUCUACGACAAGCUGGAGGUCAUCUCGGAGGAUGACCCCACGGCUCAGGAGAUCAUCGAGUGCAACAGUAAUAAGGAGAACAGUGAGAAGCCGCAGCAGGCGGUGGUGCGCUCCGCGCGGCUUAAGAGCAACCAGCAGAAGAGGAAUACGGCACUGGCCAGUGUGCCGGCUCCACAGGCCCCAGGGGGCACGCUACCCGAGCCUAAGAUCCGUACGGUGGAGUACAACCUGCCUGUAGUGCCUCGCCGGCCAGCUGGCUACUACACCUAUGUAGAGAAGACCCCGGAGGAGCUGGAUGAGGAGGUGGAGUAUGACAUGGACGAGGAGGACUAUGCCUGGUUGGAUCUGAUCAAUGAGAAGAGACGCUGUGAGGGUUUCAGUCCGGUGUCGCACAACGUCUUUGAGUUCCUCAUGGACCGCCUAGAGAAGGAGUCGUUCCUGGAGAACCAGGGCCAUGGGGAGCCACAGUCACUGAUAGACGAGGACGCCGUGUGCUGUAUCUGCAUGGACGGCGAGUGCCAGAACAGCAACGUCAUCCUCUUCUGUGACAUGUGCAACAUGGCCGUGCACCAGGAGUGCUACGGCGUGCCCUACGUACCCGAGGGCCAGUGGCUGUGCCGCCUCUGCCUGCAGUCGCCCUCGCAGCCCGUCGACUGCAUCCUGUGCCCCAACAAGGGCGGCGCGCUCAAAAAGACGGAGGACGACCGCUGGGGUCAUGUGGUCUGUGCCCUGUGGGUGCCCGAAGUGGGCUUCGCCAACACGGUCUUCAUCGAGCCCAUCGAUGGCGUGAAGAACAUCCCUCCCGCACGCUGGAAGCUCACCUGCUACCUCUGCAAGGAGAAGGGGGUGGGGGCCUGUAUACAGUGCCACAGGGCAAACUGCUACACCGCCUUCCAUGUCAGCUGUGCGCAGAAGGCUGGCCUCUAUAUGAAGAUGGAGCCCAUCAAAGAAAUGACAGAUUCAGGCACGCCGACAUUCUCAGUGAAGAAGACGGCCUACUGUGGUUCCCAUACGCCCCCCGGCUGCGUCCGGAGGCCCCUCACCAUUUACGAAGAUGCCAAAGACCGGAGCCAAAGAGGGGACCGGGCCAGUGGGAGGUCGCGGUCGAAAGGCAGCCACAAGAAGAAGAACAAGAAGGAGGAGUGUGAGCCCCUGGCAGCAGUCCCAGCAAUUUCUGUGCCUAGCAUCCCCCCCCAGAGGUUGAACACAAUCCUUAAUCAGGUCUCUGUCCAAAAGAAGAAGGCGGUCAUGGAGCUAGUUCUGAACUACUGGGUGCUGAAGAGGCAGUCCAGGAACGGCCUGCCUCUGCUCAGGCGGCUCCAGUCCGGCAUGCAGUCCCAGAGGACCGUGCAGCCGAAGGAGAGCGAGGAGGAGAGCCGGGCGCUGAAGGAGCAGUUGAAGGAGUGGCACCGCCUGCGCCAUGACCUGGAGCGGGCUCGACUGCUGCUAGAACUGAUCCGGAAGCGGGAGAAGCUCAAGCGAGAAGAGGUGAAGCUGCAGCAGUCCAUUUUGGAGGUCCAGCUCACUCCAUUUACCAUUUUGCUACGUUCCAUAUUGGACCAACUUCAGCAGAAGGACCAAGCCAAGAUCUUUGCCCAUCCUGUUAACCUAAAAGAGGUACCGGACUACUUGGACCACAUCAAGCACCCGAUGGACUUCUCCACCAUGAGGAAGAGGGUUGAGGCUCAGGGCUAUCGGAAUCUGGAUGAGUUUGAGGAUGACUUCAACCUCAUUGUGUCCAACUGCAUGAAAUACAAUUCCAAGGACACCAUCUUCUACCGGGCAGCUCUGCGUCUCCGGGACCAAGGCGGGGUCGUGCUUAGGAAGGCACUACGGCAUGCAGAAAACAUCGGGUUUGACUAUGGUAGCGGGAUGCAUCUUCCAGAACCUCCCAAGCUGGAGCCGUCGCUGCCUUUCUCCUGGGAAGAUGUAGACCGGCUGCUGAACCCGGGCAGUCGGCAGCACAUGUGCCUGGAGCUGCAGCUGAAGGAGCUGCUGGAGAAGCUGGACCUCACAUGUGCCAUGAAGUCAAGCCCUUCACGCAGCAAGCGGCUAAAGCUACUGAAGAAGGUCAUCGCCGACGUGCGGCACGAGAUGAGCCUUCGGGCCGAUGUCCUCCCGUGCAUCCCAGAACCGGCGUCCGGGGGCCAGGGAGUGGAGGAGGACGGGGACAAGUCUUUACCACCUAAGCUGGAGCCGUCCGACCUGCUGCCACCCCAGAACUUGGAUGGGGACUCGGAGCCGCCUACUCUUAAGCCUGUUCACCCCAACCCCGAGGGCCGGUGCAGUCGGCGCGUGAAGUUCGACAGCCAACAGGACUGCGUGCCUGGGGGCAGGGAGGUGUCCAACGGGCCGACCCUAGACCCCCCGGCGCUCUCUCCUGAUGGCGACGUGUCCGCUGCCUCCAUGCCAGCCGAGCCCUCCGGCAACGUCAACCGCCGCACCUCGGUUCUCUUCCGCAAGUCGAAGAGCAUGAGCCCCCAGAAGCUGGUGAAAGCGGGUGAGAGCCCCACCAGCGGCCCCCAGUUGGGCACCAAAACAUUCCUCUCCGUGGUCCUUCCCCGACUGGAGACACUGCUGCACCCCAGGAAGAGGUCUCGCAGCGCCAGUGGGGAGAGCGAGCCCGAGGAGGAGUCCCCGGUCAAGCGCUUGGAUACUGGAUUGUCCAAUGGCUUUGUCGUGGAGCAGGACGAGGAGUCCAGUCCCAGCGGGCAGGCGGAGCCGCGACAGAGGUGUGCCUCCGAGUCCAGCAUCUCUUCCAGCGGCAGCCUCCUGUGCAACACCAGUUUCAGCCUCCCGAAGUGUGGCAAAGGCAAGCCAGCACUUGUGCGGAGGAACCCCAUUGACGACAAGAGCGAGCUCAUCGCCUGCAUCGAGACGGGCAACUUCGCCAAGGCCGCCCGGCUCGCUGCUGAAGUGGGUAACAGCAGCAUCUGGAUGCCGGCUAACGCCUCCACUGUAAUGCUGGAGCCGCUAAAACUCGUCUGGGCGAAGUGCAGCGGCUAUCCCUCCUACCCAGCCCUGAUAAUAGACCCCAAGAUGCCGAGGGUGGGCUGUCACCAUAAUGGCGUCUCCAUCCCCAUGCCCCCCAUGGACGUACUCAGGAUCGGCGAGCAGAUGCAGUACAAAUCGGGCGAGAAGCUCUUCCUAGUGCUCUUCUUCGACAACAAGCGUAGCUGGCAAUGGCUUCCUAAAUCAAAGAUGGUUCCCCUGGGAAUCGACAAAACCAUCGACAAGAUAAAGAUGAUGGAGGGCCGCACUUCCAGCAUCCGCAAGGCCGUGCAGACAGCAUUCAAGCGAGCCAUGAAUCACCUGAGCCGUGUGCAGGACGAGCCGGUCAGUGAUCUCAGCGACAUCGACUGAGCCCUCCCGCCCCCCCCCCAAUCCCCAACCCCCAACCCCCAACCCUGGAUGUACCCAGUGUUACCCCCAGCAGAGGCCUGACCUGUCACUCUCCCCUAUGGUCUGCGCCCGGUGGUCUGCGCCCGCUGCUCCCUCACCCUGCCUUUUCUGGACUGAGGUUGUCACUCCGCAAACACGUCCGAUUUUCCUUCUCCAUUCACGGUCUGCCUCCUUCCUCACUGUCGCUGUACAAUUGGCCCUUUUUUUUGGUCAUUCACUCCAACUGGUAAAUAAGUUUGUAUUUAAUAAACUUUGUAAAUAUUUGUACAUUUUCCCGACACUAACUUAUUCUGUAGAUUUUAAACUGGUACUGUACAUUAUUUUUUAUUAAUAUUUAUACUGAUUUAUGUUAGCACAAUGGUGUGUCUCUUAAUGGUGCUAUAAACUAAAGUAAAAAUGAGAUUCAUAUAGGGCUAAGAUGCUGUUCCUGAAGGGUUUCAACUCAUUUUUCAGUUCAUUCUCAGUUAAGUUAUUGAAGCUACAUGAACUUCUUGGCAUAAAAGUUUUAUUUUUUUUAAGCAGAAUGUUUUUGGAAAAUGUCAGUAUGUUUCGCUUGUAUAUAUUUAUAUAAAUAUAUAUCUGUAUACUUCAGAUGAUUCAUGGGAAAUCGGUGGUAUCUAUGGAAACCGCAAGUGCGUCAUUCUCACGAAACCAAAAAUGCUGCCCGGCCUUGCCUCUUUCCCUCCGUUUUCCCCCUCGUGUUUUUUCGUUACCGUGUUGUGUAACAGGCAUCGCUCUGAAAUGUACCUUUUAUGUUCCUGUGCCUGGUGGUUCGGGCUGCCGCGGAGACCGGCGGUGACAGCGUAUCGGGCGUGCCCCUGUGCUUUAACCCCCGCCGCGCGUCACGCCUUCGAUGGGAGGGAAGCGGAUGCUGAAACGGCAGCACGUGUGGAGAGAUCCUGCUUUGUUCAUUUCAUACUGUCAGUGGACUGUGUGUGGUCCUGUCCCUUUAACGGUUGAGCUGUGAUUACUUGUGUUUGUUCAUUCAGUAGGGUCCUGGGUAGCAGUGGGGGAUGUUUUGGAGAGUUCUCCUAUGGUAUGUUACGUACAUAGACUUGGUACUUUUUUUAUUUUAUUUUUUGUUUUUGUUGGAAAACCACGUUAGAUACUGGAGUCGGCCCUGGAAUGGCCAAAAGAUUCAUUUUUUUAUGAAUAUGCUGAUAAUAAAAAAAAGAUGUGGAUUUGAA
Molecule: messenger RNA, 5030 nt
Organism: Brienomyrus brachyistius
Lineage: Eukaryota; Metazoa; Chordata; Actinopteri; Osteoglossiformes; Mormyridae
Product: bromodomain-containing protein 1-like
Exons: 13
Coding region: 289-3804 (1171 amino acids)
Biological process (GO): regulation of transcription by RNA polymerase II
Cellular component (GO): MOZ/MORF histone acetyltransferase complex
Molecular function (GO): protein binding
Source: RefSeq, a predicted model, not a curated record